Naegleria lovaniensis is the source of this 852-nucleotide messenger RNA. RefSeq lists its product as uncharacterized. Bases 1 to 852 code for a protein of 283 amino acids. The record is from RefSeq and is a predicted model, not a curated record. Lineage: Eukaryota; Heterolobosea; Eutetramitea; Acrasida; Naegleriidae. The transcript has a single exon.
AUGGAGAGAAUGAAUUUAGCACUACACAAAAGUAGCACUUCAAACUCUGUCAUAACUUGGCGUCUCACAUUCAUUCUUUUCAUCUCCUUUCUUUGUUUCUAUUCUUUACAAUUGACAACAUUUGUGAGUGGAACGAGUCAAGCAGUUAAAAAACACAAGUUGAACAAGGGUAACAAACAAAUUUCCGAACCUCUACAUGUUGCGAAUAUAAAUUCAACAAUUCCAUUUGCAAUUUCAGAAAAGAAGAAGAAACAUUCGUCAUGUUUUCAUUACAGAAAUAGAAUGGCAAGUGGAUUUUGCAAGUUGAGAAUAAAGAUGAAUGAGAAGAAGGUAGAGAAAACUUUGAGACGUUGGAAAUCGUUGCGUAGUCGAGUGAAGAAAAUUGAGAAAAAGUUGAGCAAGUGGAGAUUGUUAAAAUCGAAAGCAAAAAACAGAGUCAGAAAAAUGGUUCGAGUCAUUCAUAGAAUUUCCAAAAAUGUGAAAUGUCAACAAAGGAAGAACAGUUGCAAACGUCGCAUCCACAGAAAGAAAAAAGCGCUGAAAAGAGCUAGCAAGAAAGCUAAACGAGCGAUGAAACAUGUGAAAAGGUUGAAACGUAAAAUGAACAAGAUGACUCAACGAAAGAAGAAAUCAUUCACACGUUAUCAAAAGUCCAUGUCACACCUUCUUCGAGUAAUGAAACUUUGUAAAAAGAGAAUUCAAAGAGUGACCACUUGUAAGGAAGAAGGAAAAAGAAUGGCACAAGCUGUGAAACUUCCUAAAAAACUUGUGGAUAUUUUGAGAGUAUUGGAUGUCAAGUUUGCAUGUCUCAAGAAGAAAACGAAUCGAUUGGCUUGUCUCUCAAAGAAGUGA